CUUCUGUUUGCCUAUUAUUUACAUUUACUAUUAGCCCAAGCAAGAACAAUGUCGUUUACUUUUGCCCAACAGCUAAGCCUUCGCGCAUCCCAGACCGCCGCUGACUACAUCGCCGCCUGCACGACCAGCCCAACCCCGAACCGCGUUGUCAUCGGCGGCGCUAUUGCCGAUCCCACACGCCCCUGCGUCCUCAUAGUUCAGCGCGCCUCCAAUGAGCGCACCUUUCCCAACGAGUGGGAAAUCCCCGGCGGCCAUGUCGACCCUGGAGAGACCAUUCUCGAGGCUGUCUCUCGCGAGAUCGCUGAGGAAACCGGGCUCGACAUCACCCACGUUGUCUGCGAAUUCGAGGGAUUCCAGUACUCGUCAAUUAAAAACGGCGACGAUAAUGGCGAGGGCAGCCGGGUGGUGGUGACCGACCAGUUAAACUUUUGCGUGCGUGUCAAGGACACUGCGUGCGUCAGGCUGUGUCCUGAGGAGCACCAAAAGUACGCGUGGUGUGAUGAGGACAAUAUUGAUCAGUUCAAGAUGACCCCGCCCAUGAGAAAAGUCGUUGCUGACUCCUUGGCUGCGCUAGCUGCAUGUGCUGCCGAGUGAAAUGCACG
This is a messenger RNA of Kickxella alabastrina, 602 nucleotides long. Its product is annotated as NUDIX hydrolase domain-like protein. The record is from RefSeq and is a predicted model, not a curated record. NCBI's taxonomy places the organism in Eukaryota, Fungi, Kickxellomycota, Kickxellomycetes, Kickxellales, Kickxellaceae. The transcript has a single exon. The coding region runs from base 49 to 594 and encodes 181 amino acids. Gene Ontology annotation, molecular function: hydrolase activity.